AUGGACGUGGUGGGUGGAGGCCCCUCUUCGAUAGUGACGGGAGGAGAAGCACCGACGGCUUCGGGUGGGGGGGCGACGACAGCCGGGAAAACCAUGAUUUCGGUGCCGAAAAACGCGAUCUUGGCGGAGAACGGGAGUGUUAUACCUUCGAGACGUUCGAGGAGCUCAAGGCCAGGAGAAGCGUCCCCGGCGGGGGUGGGGAAUCAAGUUCGGCGGUCAUCAGGAUGGGUGCUCCGGUGCAGACGUCCGGAGUUGGAGGCGAAAUCUUCACGGGCCAACGCCAAGAACAACAACAACAACGACCAGAAGUGCUGCCGCCGGAGCUGCAGCACCACCGCCAGCCUCAAGUCGACGGCCGCGACCGCGGAGGAGGCGGGUACGGUUCUUCUUUCAGCGUGGAAGAAGCCGUUUAUUUUCCUCCAGAAAGGAGUUGUUCCGGCGGGAAAAUCUGACAACGGAUGA
Ectocarpus siliculosus is the source of this 462-nucleotide messenger RNA. NCBI's taxonomy places the organism in Eukaryota, Phaeophyceae, Ectocarpales, Ectocarpaceae. The record is from the annotation of a GenBank genome assembly.